AUGGGCAAGCUCAGCCUCCAAGCCCUCCUCGUCGGGCUUCUGGCCUCCAAUGCCUCGGCCGCCCUGGAUGGAAGCCGAUAUCUAUGGUAUACGUCUCCCGCCACGGAAUGGGAGACCGGCGUCCUUCCUAUUGGAAACAGUCGCCUCGGCGCGGCCAUCUUUGGAGGCGGCAAUGAAGUCGUCACCAUCAACGAAGACACCAUCUGGGAUGGUCCGCAGCAGACCCGUAUCCCUCCGGGCGGACUUGCUGCGCUGCCAAAGAUCCGUUCGUUGCUGAUUGCUAACAAUUUGACGGACGCCGGUAAUCUCGUCGAGAGCCAAAUGUACCCAAGCAGCUGCUGUGAGAGACAGUUUAGCUAUUUUGGCAACCUCAACCUCAACUUUGGCCAUGGAAGCGGAAUAUCAAACUAUCUUCGCUCGCUCGACACGCGCCAAGGUAACUCUAGCGUGUCUUACACGUUCAACGGAGUUACUUACACUCGUGAAUACGUUGCGAGCAACCCGGAUGGUGUUAUCGCAGCCAGAUUUACAGCAAGCAAAGCUGGUGCUCUGACUGUAUCCGCCUCAUUUUCGAGAAUCAACAACAUUGUCAGCAAUGUCGCCUCAACUUCCGGCGGUGUCAACAGCGUGACGUUGCAAGGAACCAGCGGACAAUCGACCAAUCCCAUUCUCUUUACCGGCAAGGCUCGUUUCGUAGCCAGCGGAGCUUCUUUCAGCUCCUCCGGCGGUACUCUCACAGUUACCGGCGCAACCACCAUUGAUGUCUUCAUCAAUGUCGAGACAAACUACCGUUAUUCCACCGCCAGUGCCCUCGCUGCCGAGGUCGACAACAAGCUCAACAAAGCCGUGUCCAAAGGCUUCCAGGCAGUUCACGACUCAGCCAUCUCCGACGCCUCCGCUCUUCUCGGCCGCGCCAACAUCAACCUCGGCACCUCUCCCAAUGGCCUCGCCAGUCUCUCCACGGACCAGCGUGUCAAGUCUGCUCGCAGCGGCUUCAACGACCCGCAGCUGAUUACUCUCGCAUGGAACUACGGCCGCCAUCUCCUCGUUGCCUCGUCGCGCGAUACUUCAGCGGCCAUCGACAUGCCCCCCAACCUGCAGGGCGUCUGGAACAACGCAACUUCGGCGCCUUGGGGCGGAAAGUUCACCAUCAACAUCAACACUGAGAUGAACUUGUGGCCUGCCGGUCAGACGAACCUCAUCGAGACGCAGCUGCCGCUCUUUGAUCUCCUCAAGGUCGCCCAGCCCCAUGCCCAGGAGAUGGCCCAGAAGCUGUAUGGCUGCAACGGCACUGUGUUCCACCACAACCUGGAUGUCUGGGGUGAUCCCGCCCCGACGGAUAAUUUCCCCUCGAGCAGCAUGUGGCCCAUGGGAGCGACGUGGCUGGUGCAGCACAUGAUGGAGCAGUACCGCUUCAACGGCGAUCUCAACUUCCUCCGAAACACGGCCUACCCUUACCUCCUUGACGUCUCCAAGUUCCUCCAGUGCUACACAUUCACGUGGCAGGGCAACCGAGUCACCGGUCCUUCUAUAUCUCCCGAAAACACUUACUUUGUGCCCACCGGUGCCAAUGUCGCCGGCCAGCAGCAGCCCAUGGACAUGGCCCCUGAGAUGGACAACCAGCUUAUGCGAGAUGUCAUGACUUCCAUCAUCGAGGCCGCCGCCGCUCUCGGAAUCUCCAGCAGCGACCCCAACGUACAGGCAGCCACCAACUUCCUGCCCCUGAUCCGGACUCCUCGCAUCGGAUCCUACGGCCAGAUCCUCGAGUGGAGGGCAGAGUACCCCGAGACCGACCCCGGCCACCGUCAUCUCUCUCCUCUGUACGGGCUUCACCCGGGUAGCCAGUUCUCGCCCCUCGUCAACAGCACUCUCGCCGCAGCUUCCAAGGCCCUUCUUGAUCACCGCGUCGCUAGCGGAUCCGGUAGCACAGGUUGGAGCCGUACCUGGCUGAUGAACCAAUACGCUCGUCUCUUCUCUGGAGCUGAUGUUUGGAAGCACAUUCUUGGCUGGUUCGCCACUUAUCCCACGCCCAAUCUCUGGAACACCAACGGCGGAUCUACCUUCCAGAUUGACGGCAACUUUGGCUUCACCAGCGGCAUCACCGAGAUGUUGUUGCAGAGCCAGACCGGAACCGUUCAUCUGCUGCCGGCUCUCCCCGGCUCCAACCUCCCCACUGGAAAUGUCAGGGGUUUGUUGGCCCGAGGAGGCUUCCAGGUGGAUAUUGACUGGCAGAGCGGCAGCUUUAAGAAUGCCACCGUCACGUCUACCAGAGGAGGCCAGUUGAAGCUUAGAGUGGGCAAUGGACAGAGCUUCAAGGUCAAUGGAGCUACGUAUACCGGACCUAUCGGUACAAGCUCAGGAACAAAGUAUAGCAUCACCAUCUGA
Messenger RNA from Trichoderma aggressivum f. europaeum, 2385 nucleotides. RefSeq names its product CAZyme family GH95. NCBI's taxonomy places the organism in Eukaryota, Fungi, Ascomycota, Sordariomycetes, Hypocreales, Hypocreaceae. The coding region runs from base 1 to 2385 and encodes 794 amino acids. Gene Ontology annotation, molecular function: alpha-L-fucosidase activity. Gene Ontology annotation, biological process: carbohydrate metabolic process. The transcript is spliced from 3 exons. The record is from RefSeq and is a predicted model, not a curated record.